This is a messenger RNA of Brenthis ino (lesser marbled fritillary), 255 nucleotides long. Lineage: Eukaryota; Metazoa; Arthropoda; Insecta; Lepidoptera; Nymphalidae. The record is from the annotation of a GenBank genome assembly.
AUGCACAAAUUUUACGUAAAUAAGUUUAAUUACGUCAAAACCCUGCAACUAUCUCGCUUGCGAAAAACAACGUAUGAAGAAGAGUUUUCUGAUGAAUCGGCAGACGAUGAUGAAAGAGAUCUUCUAAUGCCUGAUAAAUCGCCAGACGAAAAAGAAAAUAAUGCUCCAAUAUUAGACGUUGGCCUCGGUGGUCUAGAACUUACUGCUAAUAACAUCCAAAAUGUUGAUCGUCAGAUGUAUCGUUACAUCACUUUU